Messenger RNA from Exophiala spinifera, 888 nucleotides. RefSeq lists its product as uncharacterized. The transcript has a single exon. The record is from RefSeq and is a predicted model, not a curated record. The coding region runs from base 1 to 888 and encodes 295 amino acids. NCBI's taxonomy places the organism in Eukaryota, Fungi, Ascomycota, Eurotiomycetes, Chaetothyriales, Herpotrichiellaceae.
AUGAUCGCAAUCGUAGGCGCAGCCGGAAAAGUCGGCUUCGCAACAGCCACAGCAUUGCGCAACGCAGGUGUGCCAGUCAGAGCAAUCCUGCGCGAGGAGACCAAGGCAUCGCGCCUAACCGAGAUCGGGUGUGAGACUGCUGUAGCCGACCUGCAGGACUCGGCUGCGCUCGCUAGAGCCAUUGGUGAUGCAGAGUCCGUCCAGGUCAUCAUCCCACCUGCGCCGCAGGUCAAGGACACGGCUGCGCAGAUGCGACAGGCGAUCGAAAGCGUGGCCACGGCCCUGGAAACCGUACGACCAAAGCACAUCUUGGCCAUCUCUGACUAUGGCGCUCACGUCGACCGUGAUAUCGGCAUGCCCACUCUGUGUCGGUCGUUUGAGGAAAGGGUUAGCAAAGUCGACAAUGCUCGCAAGAUCAUCCUGCGCUCGGCGGAACAUAUGCAAGGCUGGGGACCUGCCGUCCUUGCCGCAGUCACAUCCGGUGUGCUUACGUCGUUCCAUGAUCCAGUCGACAUGCGCUUUCCCACGAUUUCGGCUCCAGACCUGGGCGUCAUUGCCGCUAACCUUUGGCUGCAACUCGAUGCGGACGGGAAGGAUGUCGAGAUCGUGCAUGCGGAAGGACCUGACCGGUACAGCGCAAAUGAUGUCGCGGCAUCAUUAAGUGAGCUGCUGGGAAGGUCGAUCCGGGUGCAGACUGUGCCUCGUACGCAAUGGAGAGCCGCCUUCGAAACCGUCAUGAGCCCGACCCUUGCCGACCUUCUCAUCAAAGCCAACGACGCACAGAAUCAGCCUGGUGUCGUAGAUGUCGACCCGAACUGCAAAGAUGUACGUUAUGGCACGACAACCUUGAUAGAUGCCUUGAGGCCGCUUAUUCCGAAAACGCAAUAA